Aquila chrysaetos chrysaetos is the source of this 5292-nucleotide messenger RNA. RefSeq names its product coiled-coil domain containing 117 (gene CCDC117). The transcript is spliced from 7 exons. NCBI's taxonomy places the organism in Eukaryota, Metazoa, Chordata, Aves, Accipitriformes, Accipitridae. Bases 122 to 1153 code for a protein of 343 amino acids. The record is from RefSeq and is a predicted model, not a curated record.
GGGACUACAGCUCCCAUAGUGCCCGCGUCAGCCUUCUCCAAGUGCGGCGAAAGGCCUGGAAAGGAUCUGAGCUCUGGCGGUGUCGUCCAGCUCCGGGCCCGGCCCGGCCCGGCAGCAGGAAAUGGCAGCGCUGGGCAGAUCCUGUCAGGGCAUCCCUGCGGGUCCUGCCGUGGAGUUCCCCCAGGCUCCAGCCGUCGCCCCUGACCGACACGGCCCGCUGGGCCUCGUGCGGGACGACCCGCAGCCCGGAGCCGUGGGCCGCGACCGUCUCCAGCCCCCCGUGAUGGUAAUGGCAGGGAACGGAAGCGAUGGUGCCGAUGGCGGCGGUUCCUCCAGUCUGUAUCUGCAAAGCAGCUUCGACGUUGCCUCCCUGGCUGCGCUUGGAAGUUACAAUGAGGGCUUGACGGUCGCCCCGGUGGGCUCCUUCACGAGUGCGGCCCACCCGCAAGGCCUGCACCUGCCACAGGGUCAGAGCCAUGUCUCUGUUCGCUGUGGAAAGAAGCAUAAGCUAGAAGAAGAGGCGGAAGGUUGUCCUGUGCGGAAGAAGAGACUGACAGGAGCCAAAAAUUGCCCUUUGAAUCCCAACACUGAAGAAUGGAUUCUCUGUGCAGGUCAGCAGGCAGCUGGGGAGGUAGCAAGUCAGUAUGGUGGCAGCUGUCCUGAAACUGCCAUGUUAGAAAUUCCCUGUGAAGAAAUGGAUCAGACAAUGGGGGAACAGCAAUACGAGGUUGCUCGCAGGAAGCUUCAGGAAAUUGAGGACAGGAUAAUUGAUGAAGAUGAGGAAGUUCAUGCUGAUGGAAAUGUUAGCAAUCUGCCCACUCUUAUCCUGUCAGAUACCCUUAAAAAAGGGAUGAAGAGGGAUUUUGGUGAAGGCCUGACAAAGAAAAUAAUAGAAUCUAUGAGCCGUCCUUCUAUGGAGCUGGUGCUUUGGAAACCUCUUCCUGAAUUUCUCACAGAUAAACUGAAGUCUGUUUCUGUUAAGAACUUCAAGCAGCAGAGUGCAGAAGGGUGUCAAGCCAAGCAGUCAACACCAAGAGCUGCUUUUGACCCACAGACUGAAACAUUCCCUGAAUCACAACAGACUGCCAUGUCUCCAGAUCCAUAUGCUAGUUCGGGAAUCUCUGGGUGUGCAGAAGAAGAAAUGGAGUUGUAGAUGCCAGAUUUUAGACUGGAAGUGACGUGAGGAGUUUGCUGCUUGUGGAGGCACAAAAGUGCUCAGCUGUGAGGUCAGGCAGACAGGCAGCAGCUGCCGCUGCCUGGGGUCACGGCGGGACAACGUUGCCGGCAUUUUAAUUGGUAAAUCACACCUGGGAUGUUACUUGGUAAGCGGAGCAGGGAAGUGAUUUGCAACAGGCAGUGUUGAGGAUUACCUGUUUCACUUCAUCUUGCAUCACCUUCACAAUUCAUCCAGGACAUGUUCGCGAGCAGUGCUGCAGUGGCUGAACAGCUCAGGUCUAGCCCUCCAGAGAUGGAUGGGGCUGGGUGGUGGCUACAGGCACCAAUAUGAGCUGCUCGGGUAGAAGAGCCAGCUCAGGCAGGCAGCUUUGGAGGAAGGCAGAAGGGUGGCAAAAUGACAGGUCUUCCAGCCUUUCAGAGCAGCCUGUUGCAGGAGAGAAGAGAGCGACAGAGAUACAGCAGCACUGGUGAAGUGCUUCAGUCCCUGCAUCGAGGUGUUUCAGGCCACAGGACAUAAGAAUGGCUUUUCCUGCCUGCUGGGGCAGCAGCAGGACAUGCUGCAGUGAAGUUACUCCUCGAGCAUAAGAUGGUAGCUUUCUGCUCCGUAUCACUCACACAUCCACUCUUAGCCUCUUGCCUUGUUCUAUCUGUGGUAGCACAAGGAUGAUUCUGAGGAUUGCAGUGCUCUACUUCAGUGACAGUUGGCAGCUGCUGAGAUUAUGGUGGAGAAAAGGGGAUCUAUGCUACCACUGCUUUCUCUGCUGCUGCAGGAGCAGCCUUUACUUCAGAACACUUGGCUGCUCUCGGGCAGGCUAAGUUGAAUUCAGUUUACAGGAGACCCAAAAAGCUUACAUGUACAGCUAUCAAACUGUACUUCACUUGAUGCUGGUUCAGACUACCACCAAGUACUUUAAUGAAUCAAAGCAAUUUAAAACCUCAACCUUGUGAGCACUGAUCUUUCUUAUACCACUGGCUCAGAAUAAUUACUGGAGCAGAAGCUUGCCUAGCAGCUGAGAACUGUAGUUUGGCUGGCUUAAGAACAAAGGAAAGUAAUAUGCAGUAGAGGUAUAUAUAUAUAUUCUUUUUAUUCUGAAUGCUGUCUGAAGCAAUCCUUUGCAAUGUUGAAUUUUCUGGUGGUUAUCUCCCUUAAGGCUUAAGCACAGGCAAGGCUGAUAAUUGGUACAGGAUUUUGGUUUAGGAUGGCCAUGUCUUGCAUGUAUUCUUAUUUCUCUCAGUGUACCAUUCAUGUACAGCUGUUCGACUUCAAUGUGUCAGACAUGGAACAGGUGCUUCAGUUUUUCCACCAACUUUUGUCUUCAAGAAAAACACAACAGCUUAGAGAGUUGCCUGCAGCCAUUUCCUGCCUAGACAGCUUUUCCAGUUGUUUGGGUUUGUUUGUUUGUUGUUGUUUUGUUUUUUUUUUUUUUAAGGUAGCUAUGUUUUUCUGUGCCCCUCUAAUUUGGUAAAAGAUUGCCCUACUUUGGUCUUGGUUUGAGCUGAAUUACUCUUGUUGAGUCCUUGGAUUUAGUUAUUAUGAAAUGUGUAAAUGAUACUGGGCAGUGCCUUCAUAAUGGUACACCAAAAGCUGAAUGUAAGAAUUGUAAACUUCUUCCUUAUUCAUUGAAAACAAAGGUCAUGCUUCCCCUAAGAAAUCUGUUGCAACCAGUCUAAGUAGUUUGCCAGAAGAGUUCACAUUAACUCUUCACCUCCACUCUUCCUCAUCCUGUCAGUUAACGUUGCUGUCUUAACCUGAGCUACCAUGAAAAAAAGAACUGCCUUAAGCAUUGCUGGGAAAAUAAAAAAAAAACCUGCAGUUGUGCAGGUAUCAGGUCUUACAGUCUGUGAGCUUUAAGCUACUCUUCAUUUCCUUUGAUUUUGGACUUCUUUUCCCCCUCAAAUUUCUGAAGGAAAUGGCAGGAUUUCUACACCUUUAAACAUGAAGGCUGGAGAGACAUUCUUUGGUGAAGACAGCCCACACAGAAACUGGGGGGUGGGGUUGGGGUAGAAGGAAUGGACACAGCUGGAUGUUCAGGUUUUCCAGGCAGGUUCUUGAAUGCUCAGUGAAGCUUUUUUGCUGUGCCACCAUUUAUUGCUGCAUUAGUUAAGCUAAAACACAACUAACCCAAAACAACAGAAAGACUUGGCCUUACAGUGUUUUUAAUAGCAGAAACUGUAUUUAAAUCAAUGCGUAAUAUAUGGCAAGCCCUCUUACCUCUGUUCACACUCUUCCCACAUACCUUAACAAGGGAAGAAAGACUUUAAAAAGAUGUUCAGGCAGCAAAACUAUUAACUUUAUAUACUUGAUUUCAUUAGUUGAUUUUCAUUUCUUUUGGUAAAAGCCUUACUUUCAGUAGCUAUUAAAAUGCUUGGUUAUCAGUUGUCAUGCUUAAAAAGUGCUUGCUUUAGUCACAGUAGCUUGUCUAGGUGCACAGAAAAUGCAAUUCUAAUCCUAAACAUCACACGAGUAAAACUGGACUGAGGAACAUCCUUGAUAACCUGAGAUAUCCUAACGGAGAUAGCACACAUCACCAAAAAUUCCAUUUCAACUACAGUUAGGAUCAGCUCCUGAAGAAACAAAAAUAAGCACGAGCAGUGGGAUGGGCUGCACAUCUUUGGUGUGCCAGUCUCAACCUUCCUAUAGCCCUGAGGAAAGUAUGUGAAAUACCAAUUGUUUUACAGGUGCUAGUUUCAACUACUACAUACUUAUUCCUGUAAACUGUGUCUUCGACUUCCAAGCUAGAAAAUGUAGAGCUGAGUUUUAAAGAAAUGAAACCUCUUCCUUACAUUAUUUCUGCUGUACUUGAACUUUUUUAGUUUCAUAUGAAGUUCCAAUAAUACUGACAAAAGUAAUGCAAAACUAUGGAUCAAAUCCUCACCUGUCCAUUUGCUUUUUGGACUCACAGUAACAUAUAUUAGGUACUAAGAGAUCUCUUGCAGCCAUCCCUAUCUUCCAGCAUGAAAGUAAAGCAACUUAUUCUCAGACUACUUACUUUUUUUAAUCUAAGUUUCUGCUAUAUUGCACAGCUGUAGUUUUUACUAUCCAGUAUUCAGAUAUAAUGCUUUAUUACAACAAGCUAGGUUACUCAAGUUUGUAAUCCAAAGCAGUCCUGUCACCUUGAACGUUAGUGACCAAUACCCUCCUGUCCCAUCCCCCAUUUCCUUCCCUCCCCUGCCUCAAGUUAUUUUUGUCAAAUUUAAUGCAAGACAUGAAAUAGCACUGAAACAAAGAACAGUUGUGUGAACACCUGGAACAGCUCUCACACUUUCAGUAUAAAAUUUCAGUUUCUUCUCACUCCAAGUGUUUUUAGUACUGUGACAUUGAAACAAAAUGCAUGAGGACAAAAAAAAAAAAAAAAAAAAAGAGGUCCUACUGUGGUAUUUGAAAUUAGCUCCUGCAAAGUUAAUUUUAUGCUUCAGGAAUUCCUGUGGUAACAUAGGACCUGCACCUUUUUCACCCCAUGUGUGUCUCUCACAGCUUCACAAACACUAGACAUGCCACUUGAAACGCACCCUCCCUCACUCAGACUGAGCAUUUUGAAUGGCAUUAUUGGCCAACAGGAAGAUAUUACAGGAAUUUUAUUCAGACAUCAAGCUACUGCCACCUGCAUUCCCUAUUCAGACUGUAGAUUUUGCUCUAACAGCUCUGGCCAUCAUACAAAUCCAUCUACCUUGCACAGAGUUUGCAACAUUAAGUGCUCCCAGAAAGAAGCUGCUAGAGCAUCCAGCUACAUACAGCAUAGAAGUGCUGCUGGAUUGGUGCAUUAUGGUAGUGUAAGGACAAGACACUAAGUGACCUAAUCUCUUAAAAUUUCUAUAGGUUCAAAUUCUGCAAGGCCCAAAUACUCUCCCCGCCCCACUGAGAUCCAAGGCAAAAAAGGGUCAGUGAGCUGCAUUGCACUUUAAUUGCACCAAUACAGUUAAAUAUUAAAUGGAAAAAGCAACUCUACAUAGCAAAUGGAAAACAAGCAUUUACAUAGUAGAUCUGCAAGAUGUACAGACUAUUUAGUUUUUAACCCAGUUGCCUAUACAUGAAUAUCCCACUGCAGUUUGUGUCAAAAUUAUUUUAAAUGUAAAACAAAAUGAACAUUUUCAGGUUCAUGUGGAAUUGGCAAGUUA